Messenger RNA from Monodelphis domestica (gray short-tailed opossum), 1323 nucleotides. RefSeq lists its product as uncharacterized. The record is from RefSeq and is a predicted model, not a curated record. NCBI's taxonomy places the organism in Eukaryota, Metazoa, Chordata, Mammalia, Didelphimorphia, Didelphidae.
UGCUGCGCAGCCGUUGAGGAAGCCCUCAUUCGGUUCCUUAGCUGCAGCAGUAGCCAGCACUCAGCCACAGCUCGAGAGUCUGGGACUUGGGGAGCCACCAUGAACCCCCACCCUAUUAACAAUAAAAUCGAUGGGAUGAGGAGGUGGCACGAGGCAGACAGGGAAUUCGCCUUAGCCUUCGUGAGGAGGCUGAGGGCGGUCUUAGGCAGGGAGGGGGCGAUGGGCAACAACCCAAACUGGGCUGACCAGCAGCAGCCGGGGGAGGCGGAGACGGGGGAGUUGGAGGUAGAGGGCGAGGCUCUGGCCUUGGCUGCGGCCUCGGGCGGCCCCAGUGAGGCAGAUGAUCAGAGGGAGCGAGGGACUCCAGAAGCAGAAGCAGCACAGGCAGACGCAGUCGCAGCACUAGCAGGAGAAGCAGCAGUAGAGGUCCCCGAGGCUGAGGCUGAGGCAGAGGCCUUGGCCCACCGCAGCGCCCUGGAGGACGACCAGAUGGAGCUGGGGGACGAAGGCGACGCCAUGGAGGAAGAGGAGGCUGGUGAUGCUGCUGCUGCAGCAGCAGCAGCAGCAGCAGCAGCAGCGGCGAAGGCUGAAGCCGAGGAGCAGGAGGUAGUCGACGACCAAGGUUUCCAGGAGGGGGAGGAGGAGAUCGGCCUUGAGGAGGAGGGAGAGCGGGUGGCGGCCGAGGCUGCCGCUGCCACGGUCCCCCUACAGCGGCAGAUGCCCUUGGAGGGGGCGUUGGCAGCGGGAGGGAGCGCCUGCAAAGAAGGAGGAGGAGAUGGCGGCUCCGGUCCCAGCUCCAGGGCUUCCCUGUUCGCUGCAGGGCCUGAGGCUGGAGCCCCUCCCCUCAAGGGGGCUGUGGGUUGGCUGGUCCCGGGGCGGGAGGGCACUAACUGCCCCGGACCCCAGGGGCCCCAGUGCAAACGAGGCGUCAAAAGGCCUCGUGAGGAGUUGAGCCGCAGCUUCCGUAAUGGUUUGGAAGGCAACCAGCUGGAAGCGGCAGCAACCCAGGCACCCCCUCUGCCACCUGGCCAGGGCCCAGUGCCGCCACCCCAGCCCGGCCCCCCACCUGAGGAUCAGUCCGUGGAGCCCUCUGCUUUCGGCCUGGGGAGGAGAAUGCGCCUGGUGCUGCUAGGCAACCGCGGCCCCAAUUGAGCUCCCAAAGAGGAGGAAUCUGAGCCGCCACCCUGGAUAAUAUGUGAAGAAAAAAGACAGCAGAAAAUGUCUAACGAAGAUUGACUUCAUUCAAGUUCCUUCCUUCAAUGUUAUUUUGUUCCUUCUGUUUAAAGCAUAUUCAAAAAUCAAAUAAAAUUGAAAGCAAAGUUA